AUGGAGCGGGCGCCCUGGUGGGGCGGGUUUUACGAACGACUUGUGCGAUCCGUCAAGACAUCGCUGAAGAAGGUACUAGGAAGGAAGCUCCUUGAUACGGAAGAGAUAGUCACCAUCCUGACUGAAGUGGAAGCGGUGAUUAACUCACGGCCUAUAACGUUCCUCUACAGCAACAGCUCUGAAGAAAUGCCAAUUUCCCCAGCGCACUUCCUCGUCGGUAAACGUCUGACGUCUCUACCUACCCCACAAUGCAGAGAACUUACCUCAACGAAGCUAUCAUUAGACGAAAUUUGGACAAGUCGACAAAGGGGUCUUGCCCACUUUUGGAAAAGAUGGCACAAGGAAUACUUGGCCGAACUGCAGUCAUCUCGUUCGUCGAGAGUUUUCAAGUCAUCAGCGCUCAAACCUGGCGACAUAGUCAUCUUGCACGAUGAGAAACAACCACGGCCGCUCUGGAAGUUGUGCAGGAUUGUGGACGUAUUCUGCGGCAGGGAUGAGAAAGUCAGGGCUUGCACCGUACGCCUACCUGAUGGGACUUUGCGAAGAAGACCGGUGCAACUGCUGUAUCCGCUAGAACUGGCCAACGGUUAA
This is a messenger RNA of Ornithodoros turicata, 591 nucleotides long. RefSeq lists its product as uncharacterized. The transcript has a single exon. Bases 1 to 591 code for a protein of 196 amino acids. Gene Ontology annotation, molecular function: nucleic acid binding. NCBI's taxonomy places the organism in Eukaryota, Metazoa, Arthropoda, Arachnida, Ixodida, Argasidae. The record is from RefSeq and is a predicted model, not a curated record.